Messenger RNA from Mercenaria mercenaria, 3157 nucleotides. RefSeq names its product proteoglycan 4-like. NCBI's taxonomy places the organism in Eukaryota, Metazoa, Mollusca, Bivalvia, Venerida, Veneridae. The record is from RefSeq and is a predicted model, not a curated record. The transcript is spliced from 7 exons. Bases 591 to 2294 code for a protein of 567 amino acids.
GAGACAAGUGCUUGAACUCAUAUGAUAAUAUACACACGUGCUGUAAUUAAGAAAUGUGAUCAUUGUAAUAUAUCACAUCAAUCUUACCUUUGAAUAUCCGUUAACUUUUUUAUCCUUGCUACGUGAAAGUAAACUUUCCCUAAGUUUAUUCAUAACUGUCUCGUGACAUAUUUUUUCAUCAGGUCUGCGCAAUUUUUUUGUAGGUGGGUGCAGUUCAUCAUCAACAUCACAGUUAAUAUUUGCACGAUAAGGCCCACGUUUUUUUCUCUUUGCCGACAUCUUUUUUUAUUCUGAAACUCGCUUUGAGCCGUCUUGUAUGUAGAACUUUUGUUUACGCAUCACGUGAUGCAGCAGCCCGAUUAGAAACAGGGGCCCAAUGAAGGAUAUUUAUGGCGUAAGAUAUAGAUUUUAUGGCGUAAGAUAUAGAUGCAAUUGCCACAAUUUUACUGAAACCCCGCUGGCUGCCUACGGAGAAACUACACUGCAAGUUUCGAAGAUUGACCGCGUAAACCUGUUCAUUCCGAACCUCGAGUUAGUUAAAGCAUUCUUGGAUCAUCGUUACAAAAAAAGUGCUUAAAUUUCUGUAAAAAAUGUUUGCGUGUGUGUUUUUCUCGGGCGAUAAUACCUUGACUGUAGUUAACGAAAACAGUAAGGCAUUGCAAUGUGAGAAUUUCGUUAAAGGAGGAGAGUGUACAGUGAAAUUCAAGGGACAACCAUGGAAGGGCACUAUCGUCCAUAUUGGUGAAAACCAAUCUGAUGUAAAAGGGGUGAUGCACCAACUCCUGAAAGAAGUUCUGUUUGAACCAUGUGAGCAGUCUGUGAAAAUGCUACUAGAAUAUGAGAACAAGAAAGAUAAGGAUGGACCAAAACCCAAGAUGCCAACCAAGAAUUUGAAGAAGGGGGAAACUUCACAAAGAAAGAAGGCACCCACUAAGAAAGAAAGUUCACCUCCAAAAAAGCCUGACAGCAACCCUAGGAAAAUGGUCAUUGGUCAGAAUGUGGAAGAACUUCCUGGAACAUCUCUUAUGGAAACAUGGCGUCUCAUAAAUGAAAAGGACAAGGAAUUUACUCCUUCAACAGAACUUGUUUCCGUUCUGAAAAAACUGUCGACUCCUUCAAUUCAGGCAGAGAUAAAAGAAAUGAUUCGCUAUUUUGAGUCAAAGGAAGAGAAAGAAUACACAGAGAUUGGAAAUGAAGCUUCCUCAUAUGCCAGAACAGCCAAAAACUAUCUAGAUCUACCAUACACAUCAAAUUCACAAAAUUCUUCCAUUAUGCCAACUCAUUUCACUCAACAGCCAUAUUUAUAUGAACACUCCAAUUUCUCAACAACACAUACUUCACAACACACUGCUUCUACAUCACUAAAUCAAUCCAUGGAAGAGUAUACUGCAUCACCUUUACAGUAUACUCAGGACUAUUGCAGUCAAAACAUUUUGCAAAGUCCUGGUCAGCAGCAUCAGUCCUUCAAUUUAUCACCCAACAAUAACCCUACCAAUGUUUCGCAAAAUUCAGGUCAAUCACAUUUCAGCCAGACCCCAAACACUUCACCUUAUACUCCGCAGUCAAUCUUCAAUACUCCAUCCAAUACAGCACAGAAUCAUGCUCAUCAGCUGGAUUUUAAUCACGCACAAACCACCACACCGAACAUUACACCAAACAGUACACAAACACCACAGCCCACUACACCAAACAUUACACAAACACCACAGCCCACUACACCAAACAUUACACAAACACCACAGCCCACUACACCAAACAUUACACAAACACCACAGCCCACUACACCAAACAUUACACAAACACCACAAACCAGUUCACCCAACACUAUACAAACACCACAAACCACUCAAAGCACAGGGGAUGUUCAAGAAGUAAGAAGAUCCCCUCGUAAACGUCUGAUUAUGCCCCAAGAACCACUGGUUUCCACACCAGAUGAGAAUAUCACACUAAUGGGAAACGUGAAAAUUCCGAGGAAAGUCCUCAGGGCAGCCCGCAAUUUGGCCUUGAAAAAUGAGCGCCCAGCCUUCACCCUAAUGUCGAAACUGCUGACAGGUGUUUUUUCCACAUCUGAACUGGCAAAUUCUCGAGGUUUGGGACUGGCCCCCAUUAAAGCUGAUGACACCAGACCAGCCCUUGAUGCAGAAAGAAUUAAAGCAUGCAAAGAAUAUGUGAUAGCUUGGAGCCUUGAUGUUCAGAAAAGAACACCACAAGACAAGGACCUCAACAUGGCUGUGACUGAACAGACUGCCUAUGCCAGAAAGAAAAUGAAGCGGUCACUGGCUCAGAAAAACUGAAAAUUACUUGUAGAAGGAAUUCAGUGAUGUGGAUUAAAUGUAUUUUUAAGAGAUAUAACUUGUGUAGUUUUUGGAAAGGAACAUACAGGUUUCUAAUAAAACAGGUUUCCAUUGCCAGUUUUGUUAGUGGCACUUUUACAAACCUGGAAAACAAUAUCAUUGAUAUUUAGACUGGCAAAAGGGUUGUUUAAAAAUCAUUAAAAGGUACUAUCUAACUUACUGAAAUCAGGUCAGAGAUUAAGUGUCAUGUGGCCAUUUUGUAGAAGUUCAGUUAAGCCAGGCUUAGCUGAAUUUUAAGUAUAGAUGGGUUGUCUGGCAAUAGGGUUAUACAUAGUUUCAUAUGUCCCAUUAUGUAAAAGUUCAGUUGAGCCUGAGGCUUAGCUGAAUUUUAAGUAUAGAUGGGUUGUCUGGCAAUAGGGUUGUAACCUAUUUUCAUGUCUUCCUGGAUAAGCAGGGCCACUGACAAAUGUCCGUCUGGACAUAUUAGAUGUCCACCUGGACAUUUGGGUUGUCCGGGCGGACAUCUGGGUUGUCCGGGCGGACAUUUGGGAUGUCCGGGCGGACAUCUGGGAUGUCCAGGCGGACAUCUGAAUAGUCCGCCUGGACAUUUCAGAUGUCCGCCUGGACAUUGAGAUGUCCGCUAGGACAUAUGAAAUACUUUUAUAUACAUUAAAAAGCCAUGUCCAGCCGGACAAAUUCUAAAUUCCAGGUGGACUGGAUCACAUGACCUGGACAUAUUUACAUAUUCCGUCUCAAAAUACCAGGUGGAUGUUACUAAGAAUAGUAGUCCGUGUCUGUUUAAAGUAAUUGGCCAAUGACCAGGAAUCCUGCCGGACAUACCGUAUUUUGUCCGCCUGGAUUCC